This is a messenger RNA of Nipponia nippon (crested ibis), 800 nucleotides long. The record is from RefSeq and is a predicted model, not a curated record. NCBI's taxonomy places the organism in Eukaryota, Metazoa, Chordata, Aves, Pelecaniformes, Threskiornithidae.
GUAGCUGUGCCCGCACUAAAACUAGAACAAUCUGGAGCUGUGGAAGUGUCAGUCCGAAGUCCCAUUGCCUGCUGGUUUAGUGCUAUGCUUUAUUGCUUUGGUGGUUCAGUUUUGUCUUCAUUGAUGCUUGCAGAACCUCCAGUAGCAUUUCUGGCAAAGGGCACAAAUAUUCUACUGGCAUCUUCAGUCUGGUAUCUUGUGUUUUACUGCCCACAAGACAUAUUCUACCGGUGCUUUGCCUUUCUGCCUCUUCGGCUUCUGGUUGCAGGAAUGAAAGAAGUGACUAGGACUUGGAAGAUAACAGCUGGCAUUGCACAUGCAGACAGUCGCUUCAAAGAUGCCUGGCUCGUCAUGGUAGCUGUGGGCUGGGCCAGAGGAGCUGGUGGUGGCCUAAUUUCCAACUUUGAGCAGCUGGUGAGAGGAGUGUGGAAACCUGAAACCAAUGAACUACUGAAGAUGUCCUACCCUGUGAAGGUAACUUUGAUAGGAGCAGUUCUUUUCACCCUGCAACACAGCCAGUACUUGCCAAUAGCAAGACACAACCUCAUGUUUUUAUACACUGUCUUUCUUGUCAUCUCCAAGGUAACAAUGAUGUUGACAAGAUCUGCAACUUCUCCAUUUGCUCCCAUUGAGGCGGCAUUAGGCCAUAUGUUCUUUGGCUUGCAAAAGACACCAUCCAAAGUGAAGGGUGAAGGUGCCGCAUCUUCCAAUGGCUCUUCAGUCUGUGACCGGUCUUCUUCUGAACAGCACCGUGAUGGUGUUAAGAAAAGACAGGCAAAGAAAACAGAAUAAGUGGCUUA